UAUAUACACCAACACAUGUGUACACACCCCACAACAACCACCUUCAUCGUCGUCCAGCCCUAGCUAGAACAGCACUCAUCUUAACCUGUAUAAACACACAACUCCAAGAACACACGCCAAGAAACCAAAGAAAAGCAAGCAGCCAUGGGGGUGGAAAUCCUGAGCUCCACGGUGGAGCACUCCUCCCAGUACUCUUCCAGCGCGUCCACGGCCACGACGGAGUCAGGCGCCGCCGGAAGAUCGCCGAUGGCUCUGAGCCUGCCAGUCGUCAUCGCCGACGAGUCCGUGACCUCGCGGUCGACAUCGGCACAGUUGGCGUCGUCGCGGUUCAAGGGCGUGGUGCCGCAGCCCAACGGGCGGUGGGGCGCCCAGAUCUACGAGCGCCACGCUCGCGUCUGGCUCGGCACGUUCCCGGACCAGGACUUGGCGGCGCGCGCCUACGACGUAGCCGCGCUCAGGUACCGCGGCCGCGAUGCCGCCACCAACUUCCCGUGCGCGGCCGCGGAGGCGGAGCUCGCCUUCCUGGCAGCGCACUCCAAGGCCGAGAUCGUCGACAUGCUCCGGAAGCACACCUACGCUGACGAGCUCCGCCAGGGUCUGAGACGCGGCCGCGGCAUGGGGGUCCGCGCGCAGCCGACGCCGUCGUGGGCGCGGGAGCCCCUCUUCGAGAAGGCCGUGACCCCAAGCGAUGUCGGCAAGCUCAAUCGGCUCGUGGUACCGAAGCAACACGCCGAGAAGCACUUCCCCCUGAAGCGCACCCCGGAGACGACGACCACCACCGGCAACGGCGUGCUGCUCAACUUUGAGGACGGUGAGGGGAAGGUGUGGAGGUUCCGGUACUCGUAUUGGAACAGCAGCCAGAGCUACGUGCUCACAAAGGGCUGGAGUCGCUUCGUCCGUGAGAAGGACCUCGCUGCCGGCGACUCCAUCAUGUUCUCGUGCUCCGCGUACGGGCAGGAGAAGCAGUUCUUCAUCGACUGCAAGAAGAACACGACCGUAGACGGCGGCAAAUCUGCGUCGCCGCUGCCGGUGGUGGAGACUGCCAAAGGAGAACAAAUACGCGUCGUCAGGCUGUUCGGUGUCGACAUCGCCGGAGUAAAGAGGGGGCGAGCGGCGACGGCGGAGCAAGGCCCGCCGGAGUUAUUCCAGAGGCAAUGCGUGACACACGGGUGGAUCUCCACUGUCUAUCAAUACCAAACUCAAUUGAUCCAGCGGCUGAUGUUUCUUCAAUUCGCGUUGUACGGGUACAUGCCAAAACACUGCCAAUCUGGAUCUUUCUAGACUUGUCACGGACGCGCUGCUCGCCUGCACCCUAGCGGUCUGCUGCAGUGGAGAAUUAAAUAUUCCAUCAACGAGUAUUUACAUGUCAAAACGCUCAAACCCAAACGUAGCAACAAGCCUUUACAACAGCUGCAGCCUGAUAGUCAAUUUUGAAAAUCCAACAGUUUAAUUAUAAGGCACCAGGUGCAUAGCAUGUACCUUCUACUAGUUAACUUAUAUGUAUCUAUCAAUUGAUGUUUAUCAUCUCCCCGCAAAAAUAAUAAUUGAUGUUCAUCAUCAUGAAUACAAUGAUGAAUAUACAUCAAUUCUUUUGUGCAGUGUUCACGAUACUAUUGUUUAAGAUCUUGCUAGCUUCAUUCAUAGUCUAUCAAUUUGUUGUUGAAAUUUCCCCACAAAAAAACUUGUUGUUGAAAUUAUUAUGUCGCAUCUAACUACUGCACUUUUUCAAGAUGAUUAGGAGAUUUACCAACCUACUUAUGAACAUGCUAUAUUCCAAGGAUCACUUAGGUUUAUGUUAGUUUCUAUUUUUGUUUGUGAGCUUUGAGUUAUCUAACAAUCCAACCAUAUAGUUUUUUUAACAGAUUUGUUUUAGUUGUGGACGGCAUAUAUACCACUACGGAAAAGUAUAUUGAUGACCACGUUAAAAUGAUAUAUGGGAGAUUUGCUUGAAGAGGAAAAGAUAUAAAACUAUCUUGGUUUGCAUGGAUAGAAAUAAGAAAGUGAUGUAUUAGAUUUGAAUUGCUUGCUGGUCUUGGAUAGUGUUAUAGUUGAGUUGAUUAGUGACUCGCAUAGCUAAAUUCUCCAUUUGUGAUCUCAUGUUUCAUAAUAGUAAUACAUAACCAGAAUCCAAGAGGUAUAUAUAUGCUUUAAAAGAUAUUAUGUGAACUAAUGAUUGUCUAUAAAUGAUCUUCAUACAAAUAGCAUUCUCUGGAAGAAACUAGAACAAAAUGGGCACUAUCCCUUUCUAGGAUGCAGAAGGAUUUUCAAGGAUGAACUAUAUAUAUUUGCUACUCCAUAAGCCAAGAGGACCUCUUAUGGUCAACUCAGUAGUUGGGUGAUCAGAUUCUUGUAACUAUUUAGCUUUAAGUAAACCAAUAAUCAUAUGCACUAUAUUCUGACCUAUAGUUUCACGUGAAAAAGGGGUAGUGUCCUAUCUAUAUCAGUUACUCCAAUGUACUUAUUUCUUAAGUCUCAGUGAAAUAUUAAAUUAAAGUGUUUCACAUCAAUAUAUGAAAGUUCUGUUUCUGAAUAAA
This is a messenger RNA of Triticum urartu, 2534 nucleotides long. The record is from RefSeq and is a predicted model, not a curated record. Lineage: Eukaryota; Viridiplantae; Streptophyta; Magnoliopsida; Poales; Poaceae.